Messenger RNA from Cryptococcus amylolentus CBS 6039, 805 nucleotides. RefSeq lists its product as hypothetical. The record is from RefSeq and is a predicted model, not a curated record. Gene Ontology annotation, biological process: mitochondrial respiratory chain complex III assembly. NCBI's taxonomy places the organism in Eukaryota, Fungi, Basidiomycota, Tremellomycetes, Tremellales, Cryptococcaceae. The transcript is spliced from 3 exons. Bases 55 to 504 code for a protein of 149 amino acids.
UAUCAUCUCUGACUUUUCGUUCGCUUUUCGUCGAACCCCUACACCCUGCCCAGCAUGCCCGUCUUUCCCGCUGCGCUCAAGCCUCAGGCCAGGGCUGCCUACAGAGACAUGCUCAGGUCCGCCCGAGUGACUUUCCAAGGUGACCCUACGCGACAUCAGGCGCUCCUCACAGCCCUUCGAGCCACCUUCUCCUCCCCCACUCUCACUCCUCCCCCGUCUGCUUCAGCAGAGGGUUCCCCGGCGAAGGUGCCCAUUGUGCAAGAGGAGAGCAUAGGCAGGGACGAUGUCGCAAGGAGGAUCAACGAGUGGAAAGAUGUGGCCAAAUUUUUGAGGAAGAAUGUUGUGCAGGGUGUCAAGAGUGACGAUGGCGUCUUCAAGCUGAGGGUGCAUGAAGACACCGAACUGGGCGACAACGCCGACAUUAAAAAGCCCGCAGCGCUCCCCACUACCCCCUUCCCCAACAGAAACCGAAGAAGAUGUGGCGAGGCCGCCCCUUCCGAAUAGACGAUUGUGGCUGGGCCCUGUCGCCAAUGGUAGUGUCGCCUUCUUUGAAUGGUGGAAUGCCUGGCAUGGGGAGAGGGCGCCCCCCUGACCUCUCGCAGGACCAUCUGCCGACGUUUGGGUGUACUAUUACGAUACGGCUUUUAAUGUUAUAGAUUUCACAUCUCAGCUUCUGACCGCGCGCCCAUUCAUGUGGCAUCGGGGUUUCCAGCACAAUUCUUCUUUGGGGUAACUGACACAAUUCCUCAAGCUACAGUGUCUACUAGCUGACUGCCGACAAUGUAAUCGCCCCACCCCGCCAAUC